GCACUUUCUGCUAGAAUGUCCCACGAAAUGUCCCUCCACAUGGCGCGGCCAACUUCACGCGCAUCUGUGCUGUCGCCGCGAUCUGCGUGGUGUGCAAAAAGAGAAACUCGCGGAGCGUGGAAAAAGUACGAAUUUGGCGAGCAAGUGCGCUAUGAGCAGGGAUUAGUGGUUGUGUGGCGAGGACAUUGGACUGUGAAGAUGUUGAAGAAGCUCAAGCAGCAUCAUAUCCUACAAGAUGCACAGCUGCAGCGGCUGCAGAGUCACAAGUAUUCCUGCCAGUCGAGCAGCCUACUGGAUCCCAUCCUGCAGCCAUGGUGGAACUUUCUGGUCAGGAGGAUCCCCAUGUCGCUGGCGCCCAACCUCAUCACCAUCGUGGGCCUCGCGGUGAACAUCGCGACGGCGCUGGUGCUGAUUCUCUACAGUCCAGACGCCAAGGGCGACCCGCCGGCGUGGGCGUGCUUCCUCUGCGCCGCGGGACUGUUCGCCUACCAGAGUCUGGACGCCAUCGACGGAAAACAAGCGCGUCGCACGAACUCCUCGAGUCCACUCGGGGAGCUGUUCGAUCACGGCUGCGAUUCCAUCUCCACCGUGUUCGUGGCGCUGUCCGCGUGCAUCUCCGUCCAGAUCGGGCACCAUCCCUACUGGAUGUUCUUCCAGUGCUUCUGUGCAAUGACACUCUUCUACUGCGCCCACUGGCAGUGCUACGUCUCGGGGACGCUGCGUUUCGGCAAGAUCGACGUUACGGAGGCGCAGGUCAUCAUCAUGGGCAUUCAUGUGAUAUCAGGCAUCUUCGGGGCGUCCGUGUGGAAGACGAAGAUUGCAGGAAUUGAACUCUGGUAUUUUGUGGCAUUCUCCACGAUAAUCCUCGGCUCGAUGUCUCUGGUGCAGAUCUUUUCGGUGAUUCUGGCCGGCGGCGUGGGCAAGAAUGGCUCAACUGUGGCUGGCACUAGUGUUCUCUCACCGAUCAUCCCCUUUUCCAUGAUUCUCGUGCCGGCGUUCAUCAUCUCGCAGAAGUCCACCGAGGACGUGUUUGAGACGUAUCCGUCGCUGUACAUCAUCACGUUUGGCAUGGUGGCGGCCAAGGUGACAAACCGCCUCGUGGUGGCGCACAUGACAAAGAGCGAGCUGGAGUAUCUGGACAAGGGACUCAUCGGGCCACUCAUGCUCUUCCUCAAUCAAUACUUCAACAACUUCCUGCCAGAGCGCCUGGUGCUGUUCGGCGCCACGGCGUGGUGCACCUUCGACCUCUUCAAGUAUUGCUCGGAAGUUUGCCUAGAAAUUUGCGACCACCUGAAAAUCUACUUGUUUAAGAUAGCCCACAGCGGUUCUGGGGGUGGCUCGGGACCGAAGGAGGAGCACAACAAUGGUGCGAAUCACGUGCACAGCGCAACGCAGCCACAUCGAAAGCAGAACCGCACGAACAGGCGGAACAUCAACUGAAAGUCAUCAUCAUCCCUGAUAGAAGAGCAACCCUUUUACCAAUUAGUUGAGCGCCUGGACGCUAGACAGUCCUCACCUCUGAUAAUUUGUGGAUAUACAUAAUGAGAUAUAAAUGGUAAAAGAAAGAACA
Messenger RNA from Phlebotomus argentipes, 1570 nucleotides. It is a transcript of the gene bbc, whose product is annotated as cholinephosphotransferase 1. The record is from RefSeq and is a predicted model, not a curated record. Gene Ontology annotation, cellular component: endoplasmic reticulum membrane; Golgi apparatus. Gene Ontology annotation, biological process: phosphatidylethanolamine biosynthetic process. Gene Ontology annotation, molecular function: diacylglycerol cholinephosphotransferase activity; ethanolaminephosphotransferase activity. The transcript has 5 exons. Bases 16 to 1440 code for a protein of 474 amino acids. NCBI's taxonomy places the organism in Eukaryota, Metazoa, Arthropoda, Insecta, Diptera, Psychodidae.